GACCCACCAGUUGCCAGGUUGGAAGUGGAUGUGGAUCUUGGCUUUGCCCUCUUCUUCUUCCUCCUCCUGUGUUUCUUUCUGUUGGUGACUAUCCUGCGCUGUGCUCAGAUGGUUCUGGACCCGUACAGUGCAGUUUCUGUUACUACAUACCAAGAGGAACAAUCACAGGCGUAAUGGAGACCAAAGUCACUCUGCUGUUUAGAGGAAAGCCUUUGGGGCUCCCCGAAACAGAUGGCACAGCAGAUCUUAUGGAAUGAAAGAAAAAUGAGUGCUCACAAAGUGAUGAAUGUGGGCUUUUUCUAUGACUUUUUGUACUCUCUACACUGAGGUUUAGAGAAAAUGAUCUACCACCUGCAUCCAGUAAAAACAAAUAAUGGAGGUGGAGGGCUGGGACCCAAGUCUGCAGGAAGAACUUGGCAUUUCUUUGGAUGAACUGAAGAAGUGGAUUGAUGAGCUAGUGGAGCAGAGUGAGGCUGUACAGAAGAGAAAGGCUCAGCUGACAGAGUUCAAGGAAUUGGUGGCACAGAAAGAAAAGCAGGAGGCAGUAACAGAGAAGCUCUUCAAUAACGCCAGCCAGUCUAUACUGGAAUGCGAGAAACUAGUCAAGGCAACCUAUCAAAAAAAUGGUCUCAUCUACCGGGAGAGCAGUUCAGAGGAUGAGGGGGGCAGUGGUGGACUGUUGCCAUCUGAGGUCAUUGAGAUAGAUGAUGAUGACGACGAUGAUGUCAUUGCUGUUGGUUGUUUGGUUCCUCCAAAGAAGCCUGUUACACCUGUUAAAGAUGGAGCGUUUGUGGAGGCAUCCACAGCUUUAGAGAAAACCACCCAGCAGGUGCAAAAGUUGGUCCGAAUAGUCACCAAAGCCCCAUCCGGAACCCAGUCAGGUAUACAGGCUCCAACACCAUCGGUGUUCGUGUCCCAGGCUCCAUCACAAUCUAUGACUCAACCUAACCCCGCCCUGACAGAAGAGGAGCUCAGAGUAGGGAUGACUAUUCUGGGGAAAAAACGUACAAAGACCUGGCAUAGAGGCACCCUUGUUGCCAUCAACCCUGUCGGAAAUGGUAUAUGCAAGUAUAAAGUCAAGUUUGACAAAGGAAAGAGUCUACUGUCCGGAAAUCAUGUGGCUUUUGACAGUAACCCCAACCUGGAAAGUCUGUAUGUUGGAGCGCGCGUAGUCGCAAAGUACAAGGAUGGAAACCUGGUGUGGCUCUACGCAGGAAUUGUAGCAGAGAUGCCAACCAACAAAAAUCGGAUGAGGUUUCUGAUCUUUUUUGAUGACGGUUAUGCCUCAUAUGUGACGCUGCCUGAACUCUACCCUGUUUGUAGGCCUUUGCAGCGUACUUGGGAGGACAUAGAGGAUGCAUCAUGCCGAGACUUCAUUGAAGAGUAUAUCACUGCAUAUCCCAGUAGACCUAUGGUGCUCCUAAAAGUUGGCCAGAUCAUCAAGACGGAGUGGGAGGGGACCUGGUGGAGGAGCAAAGUAGAGGAGGUUGAUGGCAGCUUGGUCAAGAUCCUUUUUUUGGAUGAUAAGAGGAGUGAGUGGAUUUACAGAGGCUCCACACGUUUGGAACCCAUGUUCAACCUGAAGAUCAACUCUGCUAACACUCACGAGAAGAAACUGGCUGGUCAGCAGAGAACACGGCCUAACAUGGGAGCGCUAAGGAGUAAGGGACCAGUGGUUCAAUACACCAGUGACGGACUUGUUGGAGCCUCGCCAAUGAAAACGCCACAGGCUUUACCCAGCCAACCAUUACAGAUGGCACAAGCUCAACAAUCCGAACAGUCUCAGCAGCUGCAACAGGUUCAACAACAGCUGCAGCCACCUAGAGUUGACAGUAAACAUCAGAUGGCAAAAAAGAGUACUUCUCCAUUUAUCCCUGGAGUGGGAGGAACACAUGCCUCCAAAGUCAUGCAGUCACUGUCUUCCAGUUCCAGUAUCAUACAGAGUGGAAGAACAAUUACUGUACCAACUAGUACUGGCUCUGUUUUUGUACCAACCUAUCAGAAACAGCUACAGAAUCUGUCCACUACCUCAGCUACCCUGAGCCACCCUAUGGUCACUGUCCCGCGUCAGCCUUCGUAUCGUGCCCCUACAGAUCGGAUCUUCUACCUGGCUCACACUUGCCAGCCUGCCUGUUUGAAUCGUGUCCGCCCUGCAAAAAUAGACAUGCACAGAGGCAAGAACCCUCUCCUCACACCAUUACUGUAUGACUUCAGACGCAUGACAGGACGUCGCAAAGUCAACCGUAAGAUGUCCUUCCAUGUGAUCUACAAGGCUCCAUGUGGGCUUUGCCUGCGUAACAUGGAAGAGAUCCAGCAGUACCUUUUCCAGACGCGCUGUGACUUUAUAUACUUGGAGAUGUUCUGUCUAGAUCCCUAUGUGUUAGUGGACCGGCCCUUCCAGCCACAAAGGCCAUUCUAUUUCAUUCCAGACAUCACUGGUGGAAAGGAGGACAUCCCACUUUCCUGUGUCAAUGAGAUUGAUACCACACCACCUCCUAAAGUUGCAUACAGUAAGGAGCGUAUUCCUGAAGAUGGGGUAUACAUCAACACCAGCGCAGAAUUCCUUGUUGGGUGUGAUUGCACUGAUGGCUGCCGAGACAAGUCCAAAUGCAGUUGCCAUCAGCUCACCCUUCAGGCUACAGGCUGCACACCUGGGGGCCAGAUCAACUCAAAUGCAGGAUUUUUGCAUAAAAGACUAGAGGAGUGCCUCCCCACAGGGAUCUACGAGUGUAAUAAGAAGUGCAAAUGCUCUCAUCAGAUGUGCACCAACCGUCUAGUGCAGCAUGGAUUGCAGGUGCGACUGCAGCUAUUCAAAACCCAGAACAAAGGCUGGGGCAUCCGCUGUCUGGAUGACGUGGCUAAAGGCUCUUUUGUCUGCAUCUAUGCUGGCAAGAUCUUGACAGAUGACUUUGCAGACAAGGAAGGUCUAGAAAUGGGUGACGAGUACUUUGCUAACCUGGACCAUAUAGAAAGCGUGGAGAACUUCAAGGAGGGCUAUGAGAGUGAGGCUCACUGUUCAGACAGUGAAGGCAGUGGCGUUGAUGUGUCCAGGAUGAAUAUCCAGCCUUCUUCCUUGGCAUCGGGCAGUGCUUCACGGCUGCCCAAAAAGGGUAAUGUCAGGCCCAAAACACGAAGCCCAGACUCAUCAGGAGACAGCAACGAUGACGAUGACAGGGAUUCCAAAAGUGAAGAUGAAAGCGACAGUUCAGAUGACACGUUUGUGAAGGAAAAUUACUACAGCUCCAGUUCUGUGUGGAGGAGUUACACCACACGUGGCCAGCUCAAAGGCAACAAAGAAGGGAGUCAAGACAGUAAAGAUGGAUUGAAUCAGCCAGCCAGAGCAGCUGAUGAUGAAAAACCUCCAUCUAUGCCAGAGGAGACGGGGAAAAGCAAAGUGGCUUCUUGGCUUACCAGCCAGGGAAUGAAGAAGGAUGCUGUUGACAGCAAGAGUCAGGUGAAGACUGAUCCAUUAAAGAAACAGGACGUGAUGACACUUUCUGACAGUGAUGAUGUUCAGACCAUUAGCUCGGGUUCUGAAGACAACAAGGAGAGGGAGAAAGCCGCUCAGGUGGUGACUAAAAAGCAGACAGCAGUGAAAUCAACGCGCGGUAUUGCCCUCAAACCCAGCCACAGCAUGAUGGUAAAAACAGGUGCACCUCGAGGCGGGGGAGGGCAGGGAGGAAAAGGGCAGCAGGGACAGCCUGGAGGAGGGGGAGAGAACAAUGGCAAAAGCACCCGUCUGUUCUUCGAUGGCGAAGAAUCAUGCUACAUCAUCGACGCUAAGCUUGAAGGCAAUCUUGGACGUUACCUCAAUCACAGCUGUAGUCCCAACCUCUUUGUCCAGAAUGUGUUUGUGGACACACAUGACUUGCGCUUCCCCUGGGUGGCGUUCUUUGCCAGCAAGCGUAUCCGGGCCGGCACAGAGCUGACGUGGGACUAUAACUACGAGGUGGGCAGCGUGGAGGGCAAAGUGCUGCUGUGCUGCUGCGGCUCCACCGAGUGCCGAGGACGACUGCUGUGAUCUGAAUCUCAACACUCAAUGCUUCUUUUUGUUUUAGUUAUGUGUGUUAUUACUGAUACUUUUGUUGCAUUUAUUUUGUAUUGAUAUGUAUCAUGUUAACUUUCACUUUGUCCAUGAAGUUUCCUCAGCUUUAUGUGAUAAUAAAUUUUCAUUUUCUUCAGUGAAA
Thalassophryne amazonica is the source of this 4187-nucleotide messenger RNA. It is a transcript of the gene setdb1b, whose product is annotated as SET domain bifurcated histone lysine methyltransferase 1b. Bases 374 to 4021 code for a protein of 1215 amino acids. Lineage: Eukaryota; Metazoa; Chordata; Actinopteri; Batrachoidiformes; Batrachoididae. Gene Ontology annotation, biological process: heterochromatin organization; negative regulation of gene expression. Gene Ontology annotation, cellular component: nucleus. The record is from RefSeq and is a predicted model, not a curated record. Gene Ontology annotation, molecular function: DNA binding; histone H3K9 methyltransferase activity; zinc ion binding. The transcript has 25 exons.